Molecule: messenger RNA, 5147 nt
Organism: Vombatus ursinus (common wombat)
Lineage: Eukaryota; Metazoa; Chordata; Mammalia; Diprotodontia; Vombatidae
Gene: DTNA
Product: dystrobrevin alpha
Exons: 21
Coding region: 331-2568 (745 amino acids)
Biological process (GO): synaptic signaling
Cellular component (GO): synapse; plasma membrane
Molecular function (GO): zinc ion binding
Source: RefSeq, a predicted model, not a curated record
AGUAUAUACCAGGCUCUGGAGGCAGGGAUUAAGUUCAUCUUGCUCCCUAGCAUUUCAGAGAGUUCUGUUUUGAUCUCUGUUGUAAUUAACUCUUUGGUCAAAUUUUGUCCUAGACUAUAUUUUCUCCUUUUUUGUAUCCAUACACAUUCUGGAUACAUUGGAAUUAAGGUGAUUUAGGAGAUGAUGGUGCAUACACUAGGAUAAUUAGGAUUUACCAGUCCCUGGAUCAAGUGCUUGGAAACCUUUAAGUUCCAUAGUCAGCUGCCAUUUCAGAGAACAGAAAAUAUAUGGUUUUGGAAAGUUCCUGCUGUGCCUUCAUAGAGUUUUAGAAUGAUUGAAGAUAGUGGGAAAAGAGGAAAUAACAUGGCAGAAAGAAGACAGCUAUUUGCAGAAAUGAGAGCCCAAGAUUUGGAUCGUAUCCGCUUAUCUACUUACAGAACAGCAUGCAAGCUUAGAUUUGUUCAGAAGAAAUGCAAUUUACAUCUGGUGGACAUUUGGAACGUCAUAGAAGCUCUGAGAGAAAAUGCCCUGAACAGCCUAGACCCAAAUAUAGAACUAAAUGUGGCCCGUCUGGAGGCUGUGCUUUCAACCAUCUUUUACCAGCUCAACAAAAGGAUGCCGACCACUCACCAGAUCCACGUGGAACAGUCUAUCAGCUUACUGCUCAACUUCCUGCUUGCAGCCUUUGAUCCGGAAGGUCACGGUAAAAUUUCAGUAUUUGCUGUCAAAAUGGCCUUAGCCACCCUAUGUGGAGGAAAGAUCAUGGACAAAUUAAGAUAUAUUUUCUCAAUGAUUUCUGACUCCAAUGGAGUAAUGGUUUAUGGGCGAUAUGACCUAUUCCUACGGGAAGUCCUCAAACUCCCCACUGCGGUGUUUGAAGGUCCCUCGUUUGGUUAUACAGAGCAGUCUGCCCGAUCCUGUUUCUCCCAACAGAAAAAAGUCACUUUGAACGCUUUCUUGGACACACUCAUGUCUGAUCCCCCACCUCAGUGUCUGGUCUGGUUUCCACUUCUUCAUCGAUUGGCAAAUGUAGAAAAUGUCUUCCACCCUGUUGAGUGUUCCUAUUGCCACAGUGAGAGCAUGAUGGGAUUUCGCUAUCGAUGCCAGCAGUGUCACAAUUACCAGCUCUGUCAGGACUGCUUCUGGAGGGGACAUGCCAGUGGUUCCCAUAGCAACCAGCACCAAAUGAAGGAGUACACGUCAUGGAAGUCACCUGCUAAGAAGUUAACAAAUGCGCUAAGCAAGUCUCUGAGUUGUGCUUCCAGCCGUGAACCUUUGCACCCCAUGUUUCCUGAUCAGCCUGAAAAACCACUAAACCUGGCUCACAUCGUGCCUCCCAGACCUGUAACCAGCAUGAAUGACACACUCUUCUCCCACUCUGUUCCCUCCUCAGGAAGUCCUUUCAUAACCAGAAGCUUUCCCAUCUCAUUAACCAGCUCUCCUCACAAGAACACUGAAGUAGAACAGACCAAACUGCUGGCUAGGGCCGCUCCAAUUUUUCUGAAAGGCAAAGGCAUGCUCGAUAGCCCAAACCGUCUUGACGAGGAACACAGGCUGAUUGCCAGAUAUGCAGCGAGACUGGCAGCAGAGACAUCCUCAUCUCAGCCUAGUCAGCAAAGGGGUGCUUCUGAUAUCUCUUUCACCAUUGAUGCAAAUAAGCAACAAAGGCAGCUGAUUGCUGAACUUGAAAACAAGAACAGAGAAAUCUUACAGGAGAUCCAGAGGCUACGGCUGGAGCAUGAACAGGCUUCUCAGCCCACCCCAGAGAAGGCCCAGCAGAAUCCUACUCUCCUGGCAGAGCUCCGUCUUCUCAGACAACGCAAGGAUGAGCUAGAACAGAGGAUGUCUGCUCUUCAAGAGAGCCGGAGAGAGCUGAUGGUCCAGUUAGAAGGUCUCAUGAAGCUACUAAAGACGCAAGGGGCGGGUUCUCCACGUUCUUCUCCCAGUCACACAAUAAGCAGGCCUAUUCCUAUGCCCAUCAGAUCAGCCUCUGCCUGCUCUACCCCAAUUCAUACGCCUCAGGACUCUCUGACAGGGGUAGGAGGAGAUGUACAAGAAGCCUUUGCACAAAGUACAAGGAGAAAUUUAAGGAAUGACUUGCUCGUAGCUGCAGACUCCAUCACUAAUACCAUGUCCUCUCUGGUGAAAGAGCUAAACUCAGAAGUAGGGAGUGAGACAGAGAGUAAUGUGGAUUCUGAAUUUGGGCGGACCCAAUUUGAUGACCUAGUCCCAUCACCCACUUCUGAAAAGGCUUUCCUUGCACAAAUCCAUGCUAGAAAACCUGGGUACCUUCACAGUGGAGCUGCUACUGGCACCAUGCGCAGUGAUAUGGUUACAGAAGAUGGGGACCCCUAUGUGAGGACUGAGGAUGAAAAUUAUGAAAAUGACUCUGUCCGUCAAUUGGAAAAUGAGCUCAAGAUGGAGGAAUACCUUAAACAGAAACUGCAGGAUGAAGCCUACCAGGCAAGCUACAGUCAGACAGAUGAUGACAGUUAUGUGAAAACAGAUGACGAUGAGAGCUACCUCCAGACCGAGGAGGAGGACAGCACCCUGGCAACCAACAUGUAGGGCAGCUCCUGACGAGAAACCCCAGCCCCUGACAUUGUCUGCCUGCUGAAUGUAGCACUGCUAACCUUUGUUCUAAGAAUCGUAGUUUGUAGGUGUGUGUUUUGAGACAAAAAAAAAAAAAAGACUUUUGUUUAAAGUUAACUUAAUCAGCUGCAUCUUCUGUCACAUGGCUCAUCCCUGAUGACGAACCCAGGCUAAAACACAAUGCUGCUGUUAACAGCAGUGGCAGUAUUAACAAAACAUUUUAAACCUUUGCACAUGAUGUUGAACCUGUUCAGUUUACAAUGAUGAUAUUAAUACUGUUUAUAGCUAGGAGUUUGAUUUCUGAAUACUUUGAGAUUUUAGUAGAACAAUUUACUAUACACUGUACAAUUUUUUUUCCACAAGCAAUUGUAAAAAGCAACCUCUUGGAGUUAUUCGUUAGCCGUAAAGGAUUCUGUUCCUGGCUGCAGCGCCUGCUUGGAAUCCAGAAGCCAAGAAGUCUGUAACUUGAUUGCAAGUCUCUGUUGGGAAAAAAAAAGAAAAGAAAAAGAUGACCUGUACCAAAUGCAGCAGUAUAGCCCUAUUCUCUAGGCUAAUGUAUAACUUGAGGUUGUUUUCUUUCAAGAUACGCUAAUAAAUCAGCCAUAGAAUUUAGUGUAAAUAUUUUUUUCCAAAUAGAUAUCAUAUACAAAAAAGGCAACAUUCGAAUUAUAUAGAAUCUAGUUUUUAAAUCAGCACAGAUCUUCUUAAAACUGUGAACUAUGUUUUGAAAUACUCGUUACUAAAGCUGUUUAUAAACCACAGGUGCCAUAAGAUUCCCCAAACCGACUAAAGUCCCCUAUGCUCUUCCAUGCUCUCGUUUCAUUGUUGUUUGGGCUUUCAGAAGCAUGUCUUCAACACCUCUCCCUACUCAAGUCUCAUCUGUUCCCUAUCAGGUUGUUUGGAGGCCUUCAGCUUUAAAGGUACAGGCUUAAAAUGUGCUUGUUAGUGAUGCCUCUCCUUUUCUUUUUUUUCUGAAUGAUUGUUGUGGGGUUUUUUUCGGGGGGGGGGGUGUUGGCUUGUUUUUUGUUUUUUUCCUUAGUAGGCCACCAGGUAUGCUCAACACAGGCUAUGGCAGUGCAAAAGGAGACUGGCGCAUUCAGCGUGCAACAGAAAGGGAAUUUAGGAUGCAGUGGGGAUUGUGGGAAGGAGAAGGAAAGAAGCUGGGGUGGGCUCUUUGUGGCACUCCAUUGGGUAGAUGGAAGGGAGAAAUGUUCUUUGGGUCUUUCAGAGUUAUUAUUAUUUUUUAAAUGAACAUUUUGGAUUUGUUGCCUUAAAAGUAGGAGGUAUUCUGGUCAUUUCCUUUCUUUCCUGGAACUUUAGAAAAGAAAUGAUGGAACGACAUAAGUAAAAUUUUGGGGGGGGGGAGAAUCAAUUUGGGGACAUCCUAAGAAUGCUGAAAAGAUUUCUCAGUUCGUCACUUGCUCUUAGAUUACUGAGACCCAGGUUCAGUAACUAUGUGUUGCAUCUUAGGCUCCCAAAGCCUUAGGCCCUGCCCACAUAUGGCCACAGGGAAAGGCUAUCUAACAUACAGCACAUGUCUGGUCAGAUAUUUUUUCAGCUCAAUUUCCAGAGGGCUAGAAGACAUUCAUCCCUGUGCAAUUGGUCUGAAGUAGCCUGCCUCAGGGUUAUCCUUAUGUAAUUAAAAAGAAAUCAGAGGCCAUGCUUGUCUGAAGUUCUUCAUAGGGAACCCUGUGCUAGGGUGAGCAUAGACCAAAUAUCACUGGCACCCCAGUCAGCAUUGGAACAGUGCCUGGGUUUCUUCCUCAUUGGGUGUGUUUUUUUCUUUUCCCCUCCACAAAUCAUUUAUAUGACCCUUAGAAUGUCAGAUCUUUGAGAGGAGGGAUUAUUUUAUUCUUGGUCUUGAUAGCCCCACAGCACAGUGCCUGGCACAUAGUAGGCACUUAAUAAAUGCUUGCUGUUUGGGUGGCAUCUGCCAGCCUCCCCUAAAGGCAGGCCAUACCCAGUGACAGCAUAGCCCUCCGUGCCCCCAUCAGUCAGGAAGAGCAACCACUGGUGCCUCAUGCUCAAGCCGAAAUCACUCUCAGUUUUGAAUUGCAGCCAAGAAGUUUCUGAACACAGAGUCCCACAUGGCCAAUCUUGCAUCCCUAGGGACCUUCAGCAGCUAACUGAGCUGCCAAAACAUGUCAUCAUUUUUUUUUCACAUUGAAGAGCUAGUUUACAGUUUAAGGCAUUAUAGGAACAUACCAUGAGGCUCUCCCUUGGGCAGAGGAAUUGGGGUACACCCACCCUUCAUCGGGAAGAUGCAAUAGAAUCAAGCCACUGCAAUGCCUUCCUUGGGGGUCAUUUUCAGUGAUCUAUUUCAGAAUAGCCAGCCACCUGAUGUUUCUCUCAGCUCCAUAUCAGUGCAGAUCAGAUCGAGACACCCAAAUCCUACAGUUGAAAAGAGGUGGCCAUUUUUGUUUUGUUUUGGUUUUUGGCUCUCCAGGUUUACAUUUUAAGUAUUUUCUUAAUGCAAAGCCCAGCAGGUCUUCGUCUGUCCAUUUGAUACAAUUAUAUCUUGUGGUUGGUUGUUUCUUGUUCGUUCAACAAAGAAU